UGACUUCAAAACAUCAUCAAACAUACACCAUCACAACUAAACAAGUCAAGCUACAAUGUCAAUCUCAAGAGUCUCUCUCUGCCUUAUUUUUCUCACCUUCCUCACUUCCCCACUUGUGCUCUGCUCUUCCAGCCCCAAAGUGGAUGUAGCAGCGUCAGUCUCAACAGAAGAAGUUCCAAAAAGACAUAUUGAUCCUCCGGCAAUGCUUGUUUCUGACUCCACCGAGGUUGAUUCAUCAUCUUCCAUUUCCAAGAUUGAUGAUGAGUCUGCAAGGAACUCCGCGAUAGCAGGUUUCUUCAGGUAUAGAUUCCCAUUCCACGGAUGGCCUUUCCCAAUGGUUAAGCCUACUACAAAUCCCUCUGUUCCUGCAACACCGGUGACUGGAGCUGGGGAAGAGGAAUCUGAGAAGGUGCCUUCUUCACCAAGUGAAGGAAACAGUGAAGGAAACAGAGAUGGAGGCAACGCGUGAGGAUGAUUGAAGACAUGAAAUGUUCUACUACAAACUUAUAUAUUGUGUGUAAUGACUUUGGGAUCAUUAGCAUCUUAGUUUUUAUAUAUUGUAUCAAAUGAAAAAAAUGUACCAUGUACUAUACAUGUUACGUGACAUUUUACAUGGAUAAUGAAAUGACUGCAAUUUAUAUUAUCUACCAAGCUAUGUGUCAUACCGGUUUCUCAGGUAGACACAUGAAUA
Raphanus sativus (radish) is the source of this 691-nucleotide messenger RNA. RefSeq lists its product as uncharacterized. The transcript has a single exon. Lineage: Eukaryota; Viridiplantae; Streptophyta; Magnoliopsida; Brassicales; Brassicaceae. The record is from RefSeq and is a predicted model, not a curated record. Bases 56 to 469 code for a protein of 137 amino acids.